Grammomys surdaster is the source of this 3724-nucleotide messenger RNA. It is a transcript of the gene Palb2, whose product is annotated as partner and localizer of BRCA2. Gene Ontology annotation, biological process: double-strand break repair via homologous recombination. The record is from RefSeq and is a predicted model, not a curated record. The coding region runs from base 180 to 3500 and encodes 1106 amino acids. Gene Ontology annotation, cellular component: nucleoplasm. Gene Ontology annotation, molecular function: DNA binding; protein binding. The transcript is spliced from 13 exons. NCBI's taxonomy places the organism in Eukaryota, Metazoa, Chordata, Mammalia, Rodentia, Muridae.
AAUUGGCCAGAGCGAGUAGCGCGCCGGACCUGUGUGGCUCUCCAGUCACAUAGUGAGGGUGAACCAGGUCUCAGUACUUCCCCGGGAUUCCUCCUGGCCCCAGAAAGCCCUGGUUGGGUCCCUGUGACCACAGGCCCGAGGCUGGCGACGGCUACUCCUUGCGUUCGGCUUCCAUCCCGAUGGAAGAGCUUUCCGGGAAGCCCCUCAGCUGUGCGGAGAAGGAAAAGUUGAAGGAAAAGCUAGCAUUUUUGAAAAAGGAAUACAGCAAGACACUUGCUCGCCUUCAGCGUGCCAAAAGAGCUGAGAAGGUUAAGAACUCUAAGAAAGCAAUAGAAGAUUGUGUGCCCCAGCAGGAAAUCUCCCCACAGCUAAGCCACUCGGAACCUAUAAAUAAAGGCUUUCCUUGUGACAAGUUACAAAGCAACCAUCUUGAUGAGGAGACUGGAGAAAACAUCUCCCAGAUACUUGAUGUUGAAACUCAGUCCUUUAACUGUGAAAAUGGCCAAGAAGUAUUACAUACACCAGGAGCAGGUGACAUCCAAGGACAAUUUUUGCAUAGCACCAGUAGCCCUGAUGGUAAGAGAGGGCAGAAUACACUUCCAGGAACAACAAAGAAGCUGCGGACGAAAUCAUCUGUUUCCCAGGAGAAGGAAGAUUUCUUUGACACUAAUUCUCUUGUGCUCCCUGGCAAGCACCGAAAAAGAGAGGAAACGGAUAGUAGCAAGAAUCCUAGGGCCCCAGUAAGUGAAAAGACUCACCUUUUAAGUCUGAAGUCUCAAACUCCUGACACUCCAGCCCUUGUUACAGGAAUUGGAGAGGGUAUAUUAAUCCCACCAUCUGGCAAAUCAGAAAGGGGUAUUGAUACACCUGUAAGAGGAAACAAUAUCUCUAUGGAGACUGUAGUUCCUUCAGGUACUGUGUCAGACAACAAUCAUAGUCAGCACCUUGAACGUACACCUCCUAACAGUGGCUGCAAAAUUACUACUCAGGCUCUGGCUUCAUCCAUAAACCUGGUGGCACAAGACGAAAAAAUGACUCUAUUUACAGAUAACCCAGUAGUGUAUAAAGCUGUGAGUGCCAGUGGUCAGCUGCCAGGAAGUCCUAAUUCAUGUUCUGUAAGUGAUCUCACUCAUAGUAACUUGGCAGCAGAUACUACCCAAAACUCUAAGUCUUUAAAAUCUCCUGGGAACAUUGUUGAUGGGAAAAAUGAGAAUCUUCAGGAAGAUGAAAUUCUUGGCCCAUCUAAGAACCUCAGCCCAGCAGCAGUCUCUCCUCCUUCCACAGAAAGUCAAAAACAUUCUUGUACAAUGCUUGAAGGCCUUCUGUUUCCUGCAGAAUACUAUGUUAGAACAACCCGUCGUAUGUCAGAUUGUCAGAGGAAAAUAGCUCUGGAAGCUGUAAUUCAAAGUCAUUUGGGUGUCAAGAAGCUUAAAAAGAAAAACAAAGCAACUAAGGACACAGUCCUCUGUAGUGAAGAGAUGGACCACAGUGAAAGUGGCAUGUUGGACACGAGCAGAGGACAGUCGAGUUCAGGAAGCCUCUCUCAGAAACUUCUCUCACCAGCUGAGGUCAGCUCUCCUUCAGGACUUGCUGACAACUCAUCUAGGAAGGCCACUACAUGGCCACAUGGUAGAGGACGCAGAGGGAGACAAAAAUCAGUCCACACCUCCACACCGGAUCACUGUCAGCUGCUUUUCCCUCCUUGUGCCGCACUGGCUGUUAACAGGUCCAAGGGCAAAGUCACCAAGCAUAAGUGUCAGAACAGAGAAGUGGUUAUUCAUGACUUUGAAUUACCUGAUGAAGACUUUGGGCUUCUUAAACUUGAAAAACUGAAGUCUUACUCAGGAAAACUGAUUGAGUCUCCUGACUCAAAAAACUGUGGUGAGAGGCUUCCUAGAGAAGGAAACCAUGCUGCUCUGGAGGAACCGCAAAUAGAUUCGGAAACUGAGUGCCUAGAAGAGGAGCUCGCUGUUCCGCCAGGAGAAGCAUGCCACCCAGGGCCAACCCUGAGAAGGCAGCCCAGGAGCAAGGGCCUUUCGUCAUCCAUAGUGCUUUUCACUCCUACAGACACUGCUGUGCCUAAUGACAGUGGCAGGCCUCCUGCCUCCCUGUGUUCACCUGCUUUCCCUGUCUUAGGCAUGACUCCAGCUUUUGACUCCCAAGCAACUGGUGAGAUUACAUCUUCUGAAGCUGGACAGCCUUGUUCUGCAUACCAGCCUUCUCUCGUGGGAGAUACAAACAGUCUUGUUAAUAACAAUAAACAGUGCAAAAGUUCAGCCUGCUCACCAAAACUGGAUACCAACGUGCAAGUGUCAGGUAGGCAAGGACAACCUGCCGGUGACAGUGACUCUGGCCCCCAAGCAACAUCUCUACCUAUUGAGUCAUUCACUUUCAGAGAAAAUCAGCUUUGUGGAAAUGCAUGCCUCGAGUUACAUGAACAUUCCACUGAACAGACUGAAAUUGCAGAUCUCCCUGCUUGUGAGAGUUUAAACCCAGGCAACCUACAGUUGAUCUCAGAGUUAAAGAAUCCUUCCAGUUCCUGCUCUGUGGAUGUGAGCGCCGUGUGGUGGGAAAGAGCUGGUACUAAGGAGCCAUGUAUCAUAGCUGCCUGUGAAGAUGUAGUUUCUCUUUGGAAACCCUUGAAUUCUGUGCAGUGGGAGAAAGUUCAUACCUGGCACUUCACAGAGGUUCCAGUAUUACAAAUAGUUCCAGUGCCUGAUGUUUACAAUCUUGUAUGUGUAGCUUUGGGAAGUUUGGAAAUCAGAGAAAUCAGGGCCUUGCUGUGUCCCUCUGAUAAUGAAAGUGAAAAGCAAGUCCUCCUGAAAUCUGGAGAUAUAAAAGCUGUGCUUGGGGUGACAAAGAGGAGACUAGUUAGUAGCACUGGGACCUUUUGCAAUCAACAAAUACAAAUCAUGACAUUUGCUGAAGACGGAAGCAGCAAAGAUGAACAGCUUUUGAUGCCUCCUGAUGAGACUAUACUGACUUUUGCUGAAGUCCAAGGGACGCAGGAAGCCCUGCUUGGUACUACCACUAUGAACAGCAUUGUGAUCUGGAAUUUAAAAACUGGCCAACUCCUGAAAAAGAUGCACAUUGAUGACGCUUACCAAGCUGCCAUGUGUCACAGAGCCUAUUCUGAGAUGGGGCUCCUGUUUGUUGUUCUGAGUCAUCCUUGUGCCAGAGAGAGUCAGGCCUUUGGAAGCCCGGUGUUUCAGCUGCUGGUGAUUAACCCUAAGACAGCUCAGAGUGUGGGCGUUCUGCUGUGCUCCCUUCCUCAGGGGCAGGCUGGAAGGUUCCUGGAAGGGGAUGUGAAAGAUCACGUCGCAGCAGCAAUCCUGACUUCUGGGACAAUUGCCAUUUGGGAUUUGCUUCUGGGCCACUGCACGGCCCUCCUCCCACCUGUCUCUGACCAGAGUUGGUCUUUGGUUAAAUGGUCAGGUACAGAUUCUCAUUUGCUAGCUGGACAAAAGGAUGGAAAUAUAUUUAUAUAUCGCUACUUGUAAGAGGCAAAUACUUUGGUUUUGUUUUUUCAAAGAAUACAAUAUCUGAAUGACGUAAUUACUUGAAUGUGUUUCCCACAAACUUAAUUUUAUUCUGAUGGUGAUACUACACACUGAACAUUUGUUUAUACUUACUUUCAGGUUAAUGGUUUUAAGUCAUUCUUUGCACCUUUGCUAUUACAGCUGUACAUAAGCAGUAAAUGUUAAUAAAUAUUUAUUUUGAUACA